UUCACCUGGCAACAGUGUGUCUGUAUGUGUGUGUGUGGGCUUAGACAAAUGGAUGUGCAAGAAAAAACCUAAACAAAGCCUUUAUUGACCUCCGUGUCACUUUAAAAAUGAUUGGAAUUGGGGAAUUAGGAUUAAAUUUGAAUUCCCUCAACGAUUCCCUUGCUUCGAGCAUGACCGUUAGGGAUAUGUACUCCAACAGUAAUCUGAAUUCGGCCAGUAGUCUUUCUUGGGCUGACGACGAAGUAGAGAACUAUGCUACAAUGAAAGUGCAGCACUACCUUGACAAGUUGGAAGACUUCCUCCACACAGGCGAUCCACCUAGUGAAAGAUGUUUCAACCAGUCUGAAGCUGAACAAUGGAAGAGUUUAGUCGAUCAUUUCAAAUUGCACAACGUACUGAAGGAAUCUCAGAGGAGAGUCAAUGAAGACCAAUUGAGAAUGAAUCCGAUAAAAAAAGGAUUGGAAAUACAUGGCCACAGGUUCAUCAAUCUACCAUCAGACAACAAGUACGCAAUAAGCAACACAACAAUGGGGUACACCCAUUUUCAGACGCCAAGAGUCAGAAGUGCCUAUCCUGUCAAGAGAGAAGCACAUCCAAUCAGGAUAAGAAGUGCCCACCCCAUUAAAUCCCCAUCACUGCCGGCCAUAGGAUUGCGUCCCAGCACCAGAUCUGGCAAUGCCAACGAACGUUCCUACCGUUCGAGAAGUCCGUCAAAAAACCUCGAUUACAUGAAAAUCCUUGAUGACACGGCCCGUCUUUCCAUCCACAAAAACAUGAUCUUGACACCUGACGAGGUUCCAUCCUUUAGCAACAAGUCCGUGUCGCCAGGUAAAGGCUACACUCCGUUAAAACGGGUCAAAAUGCAGCCUUCCGCACUGCCCAGAUUUGCAGAAAACGGUCCACAGACCACCAAUUUGCCACCACUGGCUGAAGCCAAAAACUCGCAUUACCUCAGGAACAAAGCCAAAUCAAGAACGAAUCCUGUCGUUUCAAUGACAAAUCCCAAAUCAGCCGGUGGCAACGUGAAAUCUCUGAAUGGCGAGAUUGGUUACCAGACGGUUGGCAGAAAGCCAACCAGUGCCGCCCAACAGAAUCGGAAUACGGUGACGCAAACAAAACCCGGCCCACACCAACACUACCGCCAAACUUGUAACAUUCCUGCAUCAACUUAUCGCGCCGGAAACAGCAUCGAAUUAGUCGGAACAAGUCUGUCGCUAUUCGAUCCCAUCGCCCGGUCAGUUCGGCCCAUUUCCAUACCCAAAUUGCGUACCACUUUCUGAACAAACCCUUCUCACGUUUGGCGUACCUAACACGAUUCCUAAACGAUCUCACCAUCCGUCCUAGUCUUGCUUGAUGGCCACGGCAAGGUCAGUGUGCGUCCUUUUUGUCUGUGCCCAGAUCCUUACAUUUACGAUUGGCUUUUACUGUUCAAUUUCUCCAAUCCCCCCCCCCCCCUUUCCCAAUACGCCGGUCGGGCGUGUCUAUCAACGUUGUACAAUGUGACGAUGAAUAAAUUGUAAUCUGUCUGCGGUGAAAAAGCAAGAUACAUCCAUUUUCGAAAAGAACCGAAAUAGCGAGCGCGUGGAUCACACAUAGAUGGGCUAAUUAUACGACGGCAGGAUAGGACGCUGGGCAGCAGUUUGACGACGAACGUCGUUCGAGUUGCUCGUUUCUAAUUCGCUGUGACCUAACAUUCUCUACAGUUAACCGGCGAAGAGAGAGAGAGAGAGAGAGAGAGAGAAAAAUUGCUUUUCGUCGUGACGCAAAAAAAAAAAAAUGGAUUGUUGUGAAAGUUUACAUUGUUGGACUAUCUUUUUACAGAACAUCGAUCUUUUAACGAGGGUAUGGGGUGUGUUCACUUCAAUAGUCCUGCUUGGCGUCGGCGUGGAUCUUUCCUUCCUACACCAACUGGCAGGCGGAUUCGCCAUAGCAGCUGCUUUGAUCACCUUCUUCCUAGAGACGACGUGGGCUGUGACUAUUCUCCUUCAAGUGUGCCUCAGGUACGAACACCAUGUCAUUUACAACUGCUGGGACGCUGUCCUGUGGUUUGAUCAUUGGAAGCGAACUGUCAUCUACACAAUUUUGGCCACCCUACUCUUUGCACAACCCCACCGAGCUUGGUUUACCACUGUGGGAGGCCUAAUGUUAAUCGCAUUAGGACUCUUGCACGCUGUCAGAUGGUAUUGCAAGCUUAAAUCCCGCCCCAUGUCUCUGCUCGAGCAACAGGAAAAUGGCAGUUUGGAUGACGACGUCGAGAUCGAUCUCUCUCUCCCCGAGCCCGUCCAACAAAUGGGCAAUUAUUCAAGCUCAGCUGCAACAGUGCAGCCACCUCAGACUCACAGCCUCGGUGAUACUAUGGAGAAUGAACUUUUACAGGUCGUCGCAUGAUGAACCAAAUUACAACAUAACAGAAGACGGCGUUCAUGAAAAGUGGUCAACAGAAAGGCAAAA
Messenger RNA from Daphnia carinata, 2451 nucleotides. RefSeq lists its product as uncharacterized. Bases 108 to 1280 code for a protein of 390 amino acids. The record is from RefSeq and is a predicted model, not a curated record. NCBI's taxonomy places the organism in Eukaryota, Metazoa, Arthropoda, Branchiopoda, Diplostraca, Daphniidae. The transcript has 8 exons.